CAUUUCUUUUCUUUUUUGUUGGUUUAUUCAAAAACUCUUGCCUUCUUUUUUCUUAUUGUCAACAAUUAAACCAAUAUGUUUUGGAGAUUUGGAUUCAAUAAUUCAACUUUGGAAACUUUAUUAGAAAAGGACAAUGUCACUUUAGAAGAAGUUUUAGAAGAAGAUGAUAUUCUUCAAGAAGCAAAAUCCCAAAAUCCCAAACUUGUUGAUUUCCUUUCCAAAACGGAGCGUAUUGAAAGCUUAUUGAAUUACAUUACGGCAACUGAUUUAGACGAGAGCAAAAAGUUCAAAUACCCUUUCAUUGCCAGUGAGAUUAUUGCAUGUGAAAUACAACCUCUUAUCGAUGCUAUUGUCAUUGAUCAUAAGGAUGAAUUAUUGACACCUUUUUGGUCCUAUUUGAAUACACCUGCUUUACCAAGACAGCGUGCUUCUCCUACCGACGACAGGACCAGCAACAGCCAUAAAAAUCAGCCUGACACUAAAACGGAACAAGACAGAGAAGAGUCAACAGAGAAGGAAGCCCAGGAAGCCGUCAAAGAGCAUAAGGGGCAAGUGUUAGAUAAAGAGACACGAUUAGAGGAGCAGCAGAGUACACAAAAUACCGAUAUCAGUGAACUAAAACAGGAGAGAAAAGACGAAUUGGAAGAGGAACAACACACACAGCAACAAAAGCUUGACCAUGGAUUAGACUCUUUACAAGCAUCUUAUUUCUGUAAAACAAUAGGUGUUCUAUUGUCAAAAUAUCCUGUUGAGAUGAUGGCAUUUAUACAAUCAGAUGCCAAGAACUUGGAUAAAAUACUAGGACAUUUACACACUUCUGCUAUUAUGGAUUUAUUGCUGACGUUGGUCAGAAUGGAAGAAUUACCAGAGGGAAAAGGAGUAGUAAAGUGGUUAAGUGAUCAUAAGCUGCUCGAAAACUUAAUUGAACGAUUAGAUCCAUACCUUGAUACUGAAGAACAUUCCAUUGCACAACAAUGUAUUUGUGAAAUUAUUCGUAUGUCACAGACCAGUUUACCAGACUCGCCUAGCAUAGGCAUGAAUGACUUGAUCAUGAAUUUGAAAAGUGAGGCGACCAUGAGAAAACUCGUCAAGUACAUGUUGGAUCCUGAGGCACCGAAUGCUACAUCUACACUGAUCAAUGGUGUGUCGAUUAUUAUUGAUAUGAUUCGACAUAACAAUAGUGAUUUAGAAAAUGACCCAGCCACUGACGCACCGCUUACCUCAUCUUCACUCAUGCCCACCCUCAACAAUGAAUCAUCUUCAGUUUCUUUAGCUGAAAUGUUGAAAGUCAUGGGAGAUCAUGUGCCUGAAUUAACCCACUUAUUACUCAAACCAAGAUCUGUCAAGGGGCCUAUUCGCAUGACAUUGGGUGAAGUGGAACCUUUAGGAUUUGAGCGAUUAAAGAUUUGUGAAUUAUUUGCUGAACUAUUACAUUGUUCCAAUAUGUCUAAUUUGAACAAUUUCAAUCAACAAAUACAAAAUCAGCAUCAGCAGCAGUCCAGGAAACAGGAUGAAGAGGAAGAAACUACGGCUACGACAACAACUGAUACUACACCACCCCCAUUAUCCAAUGUGACAAAGCAAGAAGAAGAGUUGUCAGUGGGCGAUUAUCUCAAGUCUAAAUUUGUUGAGAAUCGUACGAUGCCCAUUUGCGUUGAUUUAUUCUUUGCUUUCCCUUGGAACAACUUUUUACAUUAUGUCAUUUAUGAUAUGCUUCAUCAAGUGUUUAAUGGUCGAAUGGAUGUUGGGUUGAAUAGAAAUCUGGCUAUUUCUAUUCUAAAAGAUGGCCAAUUGACGGAUAAAAUUGUGAUUGCACAAAAAGCGAAUGACGAAGAAUGUGCUAAACCAAAGGGUAUGCGCGCUGGUUAUAUGGGGCAUUUAACCUUCAUUUCCGAUGAGAUUAUGAAGUUAUUCGAAGGAUAUCCUGAAACCAUUGUUGUGAAUAUCAAAGAUGAUAUUGAUAUGGAAGGCUGGAACCAUUACUGUCAUCAUGAAUUGAAACAAACGAAAGAAAGAGAUCAGUUACCCUUAGGCGGUUUGAGACCGAAUGAUGACGAUGAAUUGGAUUUACCUCAAACGGAUGAUGAUGAAGAACUGGACGAUGACGAUGAUGAUGAUGACGAUGAAGACGACGAAGAUGUGUUGAGCGGAAUAUCUGAUGGCAGAAGACAAUACUCACGUUUCUUGAGUCGAAACAAUAAUGAAGCAUUUGAUGAUGACGAAGAAGAAGCCGAGCAUUGGAUAAGCGGCCGUGAUGAUUUCAAUAAAGAAUACACAUACAAUGUUACAAGCUACGGUAUGAAUGGUCAUGGUGGCAGUAGCAGUAGCAGUAGCAGUAGUAGAAGUAGUAACGCGGGCAAUAUUCACCAUGAGAAUGAAGAAGAAUACGAUAGUGACCCUGAAGAAGCGGAGGAUGAUAGUAUCACGCCAGAUUGGACUAGAAACUUCAAUAAAUAUACACCACCCAAUACACUUCGACGUAUCGUCAGUUAUAAUAUAGACCGUCAAGCUGAUUUAGAAGACGAAGAAGAUUACGAUGAUGAAUUCGAUCAUUUAGCAGAUGCAGAAGAAUUGGAAAGAAGAGCGGCUCUUCGAAAUGCUACUUACAAAAUCGCUUCUUCUCUUAAUAACGAAGGCGAAAAGGAGAAUAUUUACGAGGAUGAUACUACUACAACUACUACGCAGAAUGAAGCUAAGCCUGUUGUCGAAGAUCACUUCGUUCGUGCCGUCAAAACGAAAGAAGAGCGUAUAAACCAACCGUAUCCUUCCCAAUCAAAACAAAGCCUUGAUGAAGAAAGUGAACAAGAAGGAGAAGUUUAAGACAGCAGUACUAUAUAUAUGAGACUUUUAUUCCAUUGUUUUAACCGGUACAUACAGGCCUCUUGGAUCUGGUUAUUUUAUUUUUUUUUUAUUUCUGUUAUUCGUCGUGCUUAUCCUCUUACCCCUUCGCUUACCAUCUUAUAAUAAUUUAUAUACUAAUCUGGUUUUUUGUUAUGCUGCUUUCUUACAAGUAUUCAUAUGAUAUAAUAAACUUUUUCUUUUUGAUUUGUUAGUAUAUAGUAAUAUAAUGGACAAUGUCCAUGGUGAGUUGAUGGCGAAAGGGCCCCCCACCUUCCUUUCUGAAACAACGCUGUGUAGGAAGCCUAAUC
This is a messenger RNA of Mycotypha africana, 3149 nucleotides long. Its product is annotated as SIT4 phosphatase-associated protein-domain-containing protein. Gene Ontology annotation, cellular component: nucleus; cytosol. NCBI's taxonomy places the organism in Eukaryota, Fungi, Mucoromycota, Mucoromycetes, Mucorales, Mycotyphaceae. Bases 76 to 2820 code for a protein of 914 amino acids. Gene Ontology annotation, molecular function: protein phosphatase binding; protein phosphatase regulator activity. The transcript is spliced from 11 exons. The record is from RefSeq and is a predicted model, not a curated record.